This is a messenger RNA of Sabethes cyaneus, 2876 nucleotides long. RefSeq names its product zinc finger protein 665-like. The record is from RefSeq and is a predicted model, not a curated record. NCBI's taxonomy places the organism in Eukaryota, Metazoa, Arthropoda, Insecta, Diptera, Culicidae. The transcript has 4 exons. Bases 39 to 2870 code for a protein of 943 amino acids.
AAUUAAAUUUUCAGUUUUUACCAUAGUUUAUUUAAAAUAUGCCUAGAAAAAAAUCGGCAGCAAUUUCAAAUCGCGCACCUAAUGAGAGUAUUGAUACAACAGAAUGUCUGACAGGAGAAAAACGUGAAGUGAAUAGUGAUUGUGCAAAACGAAAAGGCAGGCGAGGACGUCCUCGUAAAGUAAGGACUGAUGAGUUGCCACCGGAAAAAUCUUCAGAACCGGAUCAGUUGGACGCAAUUGAGAAGCAAACCCACGACAAUGGAUAUCAAUCACAAACAGAUUCAUCCUGUGCUAAGCAAAACGAUGAGAAUCAGCAAAAAGCCGGUCGUCGAAAGAACACCACUAAAUCGGACGUAUCGUGCGAGAUUUGCGGUAAAUCGUUCAAAUUUCGAGCCACCCUGAAGCAGCACGAACAGAUUCACUACGGCAUCAAAGAGUUCGAGUGUACCGUUUGCGGGAGGCGCUUCAUGCACAAGGGAACCCUCAAGGUUCACCUGCGGUUGCACACCGGUGAAAUGCCGUACAAAUGUCCGUACUGUCCGAAACGGUACCGUGGUCAAACGGCACUGGAUUGUCACGUUUUUCGACACACCAAACAGGGCACCAAGUGCCCGCAGUGUUCGUCCGUCUUCGCUACCCCAUCGAUCGUUAAGCAACACAUCCGAGAGGUUCACACGACGGAACGGUCGCACACUUGCCAGAUCUGCGGCGUAACCUACAAGCACCGGAAGAGUUUGCGGUUGCACCUACGAAAUCAUCAGAAGAGAAAUUGUCCCGACUGUGGGAAGGUUUUCUCCAGUGUCUAUGCCAUGAUGACGCAUCGCAAGAUUCACGCGCAGGACCACUUUCGGUUCAAGUGCGCCUAUUGUGAGCGUAAGUUUGAGAAGGAAGAUGAACUGCAAUCGCACGCGAAGCUUCGCGGCAGAGGAUUUCAGUGCGAUAUGUGCUGUCAUAGUUUUAAUAAAAAGGACUAUCUGGACAAUCAUCAUCGGAGGAACCACUGGAAGGAGCUGGGUUUAGAACAGUUAAAGGUGGCUGCACCCAAGAAUGGCUGGAACAGGAAGGGGGUACCGAAGCCGAAGAAAUGUAUUUCCAUACCGGUCAGCUCGGCAGACGUUGUUACGGCUGAACAACAAACUUGCAAUAUCAGUAAUGAACUUGAAAGUUUUAGCUCUUCAGCAGUUUAUCAGCCCGUUAUGGAAAAUGAAAAUGUGCCAUCGAACAACGAAAUAGUUACGACCACAAUAAUUACGAAGAUUGAACCCUUCGAUAAGUGCUUUGCACCUCAAGCCGAGUCAAAUGUUAUCAUAUCUUCGACCGUCGAAAAGUUGGACCAUCAGCAGGACGUUGAGUUUGACCAUGAUUAUGCUGGCAACGAUUUUGGUGCAGCUGCUGCGUACAGUGAUGAUGAUAACAACUGUUUGGAGUUGGAAGAAGCACGCUUAGAAACUGCUAGCGUCAAGUCGGAAACGGAAGUGGAGCAGCUUAAGGUCGAGGCGCUAGAAUUUGGUGAAAAAGAAACUGUCGUGCAUGGUUGUGACGAUAAUGUUGUACUUAAAAGUGAGGAUCUGGAGGAAACUCAGGAACAGGAUCAGUUUGGUAGCGAAGAUGAGAUUCCGUUGGCGUCUUUGGCGUCGAAGCGACGAAUGUGCAAAAAAGUGAAGACUGAAAAGAACACCGAUUUUAUAAAUUGCUCCAUAACGAAAUACAGCGAUACAAAUCUAGAUUCAAAGGAGAAUGCAGAUGAAGAAAACAUACCUUUAUCGCGAAGGAAAACAAAACCCAACAAACAUCGCAGGCGACGUUUAAACACAGUUACUGAAACAAGCAACCAAAACGAUGCGAAACCAAUCAUCAAGCAAGGCCUAUUUUGUCCUUAUUGCGGGAAAUCGUUCGAAGGUCGUACGGCUCUGAAGACUCAUAAGAUCGAAGAACAUCCGGAUAGGAAACCAAACAAGGGGCCUUUCUGUUGUGAAAUUUGUGGCAAAUCAUACGCCACGGUGUCCUCAAUGGUCGUUCACCGGGGCAGUCACGCCGAAUACCAACGGUUCAAGUGCGACGAGUGUCCGAAAGCCUUCACCUAUCGAUGCUUUCUGGAGAAUCACAAACGAGCGGAGCACCUGCACGAGCGGCUAAUCUGCCCGCUCUGCGGCAAGCAAUUCAAAUACAGCCAAGAUCUGAAAGUGCACACCAAACAGCACGCGGAAGAUAAACCCUUCAAGUGCGACCAGUGUCCGUCGGUGUUCCGCUACCCGAGCGCGCUGCGCUGUCACAAGGCACUGCACGUAAAAACCGUGUUCACGUGCGACGUCUGCCAGAAGGUAUUCAAAUACGAUAACAGUUUGCGGGUCCACAAGCGGUUGCACACCGGCGUCAAACGGUUCCAGUGCGAGAUUUGCAACCGCGAGUUCCACACGAAGGCACCGCUGGUGCGACAUCUCGCCACGCACUCGGUCGAACGGGAGAUGAAGUGCGUUGUUUGUGAUAAAAUUUUCUACAAAAAAAUCGAACUAACUAUUCAUCAGACUAAGGAGCAUCCGAACAAUCCGAUCAUCGGAGCGACGGUGAAGAUCCACACCUGUCAGGUGUGUGGACAGGAGUUUACCAAGAAGAGUAAUCUGAAAUCACACUCCUACAUUCACGGUGAUGUGUAUAAGUAUAAAUGUGACCUCUGCGAGGAUCAGAAGUUUAAGCAACAUGCUGGUUUGAGGCAUCACCUGAUACAUUUCCAUAAGCUGGAGGUACGAAAACGGAAACCAAAAGAGCAACAGCAAGCGGAAGCUUGCACGGUGGAUGGAACUUUGGCAGCCCCCAUUUGCGUUAUGCACAAUGGGGUAGAAUUUCUAGUACAACAGAUUCAAUGCGAAUAAAGUUAU